Molecule: messenger RNA, 3688 nt
Organism: Aegilops tauschii subsp. strangulata
Lineage: Eukaryota; Viridiplantae; Streptophyta; Magnoliopsida; Poales; Poaceae
Product: disease resistance protein Pik-2-like
Biological process (GO): defense response to other organism
Molecular function (GO): ADP binding
Source: RefSeq, a predicted model, not a curated record
GGGGUUGAACAACCUCCUCCCCGUCUGCUCAAACGCGUCCACGUAUGCGCAUUCUAACUUACGUCACCGCCAUCUAAUUUUUACCCUGGAAUGAGACGCAACAUUGGAAAGAACAUACUACAAAGUGAGAUUAGAUUAGGUGCUACUUGGUAAAAGAGACCAAACAACUGGGGCCUACUUAUACACAUAAUAAAGAACUAGUAUUUCAUGGUUAAACCUUGUUUGAAUUCCAGUGGCCAAAAUUUUGUUUUUCUUUCUGCUGAGAAAGAAAAUAAUACAAGUCUUGUAGACAGCCACUUCUACCUAGCAGUAGAACAUGUGACUUGCCCACCAUUCGACUCUUCCAUGAACCCUCCUUCCUAUAUAAAAAUAGGAGUCGAACCCUGCUGCGAUGCUCAUUGCAUUACAAAAACUCUGCUUUCCACCAUUCGACCAUUCCAGGAAAUCCAGAGACACAAUGGAAGGCGCCGUGGCGCAGAGCAUCCUGAGCAAUGUUGGGCAGCUGGUGGGCGAGGAGUUUCGGCAGCUCCGCGCCGUUGGCGGCGAGGUUGCGGAGCUGAGGGACGAGCUGGCCACCAUGAACGCGCUCCUGCGCAUGCAGACUGAAGCCGAAGAUGGCGCCGUGGACCACUUCAUUCGCGAGUGGAUGAAGCAGCUGCGCGAGCUCGCCUACGACGCCGAGGACUGCGUCGACCUCUACAUAUUCCGCAUAAGGUGCCAGUCGAAAGACGGGUUUCUCGUCUGGUCUAAGCGCCUGCUUGCGACGCUUUUCCCCCGCCAUCGCCUUGCUGGCAACAUCAGGACCCUCCGUGCGCGCGCUGUCACCAUCAGCGAGCGCCAUGCCCGGUAUGGCGUCAGCCGCGAGGCGCUGCACCGGUCUCCUUCCGUAGCCCCAGUGAUGGCGGCGGCGUCGUCCGCGAAAGCGCUCCGCCCUGCCAACGACCCUGACCAGUUCGUCGGCAUCGAGGACCAGGCAAACAUCCUAGCCAAAAGGGUGAAGGCCAUGGUGCAUGACAAUAGCGAAGAACGUGACAAGAAUCUCAAGGUGUUCUCCAUCGUGGGAUUUGGAGGGCUCGGAAAGACAACGUUGGCCAUGGAGGUGUGCCGGCAGCUGGAGACAGAGUUCGACCGGCAAGCGCAAGUGUCGGUGUCUCAGAUGUUCGAUGGUGGGAACGAUCUCAAGGAACUGCUGAAGCGCGUGCUUCAGCAGAUCGUUAAGAACAAAGCAGCUAAUGAAAAAGGAAUAGAGGAAGAGGAUCCAUUGGCUGGCAUCGACACCAUGGAUGUGAACAAACUUGCCGACAAGCUUGAGGACCUUCUUAAAGAGAAGAGGUACCUGAUUGUGAUCGAUGAUGUAUGGACUGUAGCAGCAUGGGAUGCAAUCCAUUCCAAGUUGCCAGAAAACAAAUGCGGCAGCAGAAUCAUUGUAACCACUCGAAUAGAGACUGUGGCCAAAGAAUGCAGUGAUCCAAGUGUUGGCGAUUAUUGCAUCUACCGCAUUCAACCACUCAAUCCAGAAUACUCUAGGAAGUUGUUCCUCAGUAGGGCAUUUGGCUCUAUGGACGCUCCUUGCCAUGAAGGGCUAGCAGAUACAAUGGAAGAUAUUUUGAAGAAGUGUGCUGGGCUGCCAUUAGCAAUUGUUAGCAUUGCCAGCCUGUUGGCAAGCUAUAAAUAUCCAGAGAGGAAAGAUAUGUGGGAGACAGUUUGUAAAUCAAUUGGUUCGCAGAUGGAGAGCAACCCUACCCUCGAGGGGAUGAGUCAAAUACUCACACUCAGUUACAACCACCUGCCUUAUCACAUCAAGUGUUGCAUGAUGUAUCUAAGCCUUUUUCCUGAGGAUUAUGAAAUCAACAAGAAUAGGCUCUUGUACAGAUGGAUCGCCGAAGGAUUGAUCGAGGAGAAGCGGGGAUUGACUUUGUUGGAGGUUGCAGAAUCCUACUUCGAUGAGUUGAUGAGUAGGAGCAUGAUCGAUCCAGCCUCCUCUAUAGGGUUCGAUGGGAGGAGGGAGGCGUGCCGCGUGCACGACAUGAUGCUCGAGGUCAUGGUGUCCAGAUCCCUAGAGGCUAACUUUGUUAGCGUAGUAGGUGGACAAUAUGAAGGAAUGUUUUAUGAUAGAGUUCGUCGCCUCUCCAUCCAUGGCAUAGAACAGGAACCGGAGGCCGAGGAUUCUCCAUCCAAGGGGAGGAAUAGCAUGGAUAGGAUGGACAUGCAACAUGUUCGAUCACUGAGCAUGUUUGAGCUCAAAGCGAAAAGUGUAUUUGAUCGGUUGCGAGAGUUUACCCUGUUGAGGGUACUUGAUCUGGAAGGCUGCAAGGGCCUAGAAAACAAGCAUGUGGUGGAUAUCUGCCGGAUGUACCUUCUAAAGUUCUUAAGCUUGAAGGGUACAACCAUUAGUGUGAUGCCAAAAAAAGUCGGUGAGCUAGAGCAUUUGCAAGUUCUCGAUGUGCGUGAUACACAUCUUGGUGAGCUACCAGAAACAGUGACAAAGCUAGAGAAAGCUGAGCGCAUGGAUUUGACCCACCGUACAGAAUGGUACAUCAUGUGGACUAUUCCCAGAGGGGUCUCUAAAAUGAAGGCACUACGCGAGGUGGAAUGUGCAAAGAUAGAUAAUGUUGAAGUUGCUAAAGAGUUCGGUAAACUAGGACAACUACGUCGCAUAUUUCUGUUUGUUGACGCCCAGCAAGAUCUGGAGGUUGUAGGAGAGCUUGCCAUCUCCCUGAGCAAGUUACACUCCCUUCGGUCCCUUGGCAUUGGCCGCUUUGGAUCCGAGGACGGCAAAAUGGACUUUCUUCUUGAGCUGCCAUCGCCGCCACGGCUCCUCCGGUACCUCAGCAUCGAUGGCCAAAUUUCAAAAUUGCCUGACUGGAUGAGCUCACUGUCAUAUCUGACUGUCUUUGCCGCUAAGUGGUUAAGGUUACGUGGUGACCAAGUGUUUGACGUCCUUUGUAAGCUGCCCAACCUGCAGAGUAUCAAGCUGUGGCGGGAAUGCUACCUUGACCGCAGACUUGUUGCGCGCACUUCCCACCACUUUGCAGUGUUGAGGACCCUUUCCGUCUGCUCAAUUUACUGCAGAUAUCCCGAAGUGAUUGAGUUCGAGGAAGGAUCGAUGGAUAAGCUUGAGGAGCUUUUGGUUGAGUUCUGUGACGGUAACAAGAGGAGCAUUGUUGGUAUCCAACACUUGACAAACCUGAAAGAGGUCCAGCUUACAGGUAAGAGAUACAACUCUUCGCUGGCCCUUGCAUUGGAGCAGCUGAAGGCCGAGAGUAACAGCCGCGCCAAGGCCAGUCAGUUUAAGGUUGCAGUGAGAUACGAGUGAUCACUCUGCUUCCUUCCUUGCUGCGAGUCGGUUGGUUUGUCUGUUUUGUUGUCUCAGGAUGUACACGUUUUUAUUUUAAAUUCUGUUUGCGCAUGCAGUUGUAAUAAGGGUGGACUGCUGUUUACCAGUUUUUUCGUCCCAUAGUUUACAUUCGAGGUGGAGUGUAAGCAGUGGGUUUUCCUGGUACACAUCAAUCUUGCGUGCAACUUUCCCUUUCAUUUUCUGAACUCGAUGUUUCUCUUGUCAACAUGUAAAUUGGGUCUGCCCAGUUGAAAAAGCUACCAGCAGAUGGAGUGUCCGAGUGGUUAACUUUGUCUUGUGUAAAGUAUAAUUCUCUAGUACGUUGAAUUCAUUAUCCUCUAGUGUUUCUCU